AUGGAUGUGGUUAAUGCUGCCCACAUUGACUCGGGCACCAAGAGACAGGGGAGCAAGAAAGCGGUGAAGCGGCCGUUCGAACGGGAUGAUGUGGCCCUCGGCCAUCCAGACAACUUGAUAGAAUUUGGACCGCAGGUCCAGACCCAAAACUUGCACUCGGACUCUGCCACAAAUAUGAUGGCCGAUGAUACGGACGUACUUUUCAGCGGGUUGAGUAAUCGGACGUCACUUCUGUUGUUCACAACGUUCAUUGCACUGCCACACCAACACAAAUUCACGCCACAGCCUAUAUUUAGUCAAAGAAACUCGGCCAAUUGGAAUAUCUCCCAGCGGUGCAUCAAACUCCAGGUCAUGAAGAGAGUUUCUAAAGUAUCGCAGAUUGUACAUCACAUAACCGACACACCUUCAGUCAUAAAUGAUAAGCAAGAAAUCCCAGAUCCGAGAUCCGUCCGGGAGCCCGCGGAAGACUGUCAGUGUGUGAUGGGUAUGCCUGGGCAAUCGAGAAUGGUCUCUGGAAACUUUUCUGAUGACGGAAGACCCGAAGGUCCCCGAGACAUUCCCGGAGGCUGCGAACUAGCAGACGGGGGGAGGGGAGACGGGGAGACCCGACUCGAAGCUUGGGGCGUGCAUACUGCAUGCCCGGAACCCCUCCCCGGGAGGGUGGCGAGCCGGAAGUUCAUGUCUCCCGGUAUAAUAUACCUGCAUCACCGGCCACCCGAUCCAGCAGCUGUCACUGGGAUCGACAGCGGACGUCGAGCACCCCUGAAAGUGCGCUACCAUGCUCGUUCGGACUCAAUGGCCGUUGUGAUUGAUGGGUGUCGAUCCGAGACAGAUGCAAUCGUCCAGAGAGAAGAAAUUAUUCGCCUGCUUUUGCAGGACGUUGUGUUUGGGCUGCAAGAUCGAUUGCAGCCUUCACCAGUAAACAAAAGAAACAAGAGCCCGUCGCGUGAAACAACGUGUUUCAUCUGGUCAUGUUCCAGCUACGAGAUAAAGUUCUAUCUGGAUUUGGGCUAUGACCUUUCGAGAUUCCACACACUCUCAUACAAGAGGUUUGGCAACCCGUAUCCCUCGUAUCUGCCCCUAUAUCCUGCGUCAGAGAUUGGGCGUAUUCAUAGUUACAAGUACACCAGUUCCUAUCAAGAGAACAGGCUACGGACCUUCUAUCCCAAAUUUAUGGGAUACGAUGUUCCAUCUAGACACGUGAGAAUUGUAGAUCUCUAG
Molecule: messenger RNA, 1221 nt
Organism: Colletotrichum lupini
Lineage: Eukaryota; Fungi; Ascomycota; Sordariomycetes; Glomerellales; Glomerellaceae
Exons: 10
Coding region: 1-1221 (406 amino acids)
Source: RefSeq, a predicted model, not a curated record